Messenger RNA from Rhineura floridana, 4280 nucleotides. It is a transcript of the gene CASTOR1, whose product is annotated as cytosolic arginine sensor for mTORC1 subunit 1. The record is from RefSeq and is a predicted model, not a curated record. Bases 126 to 1166 code for a protein of 346 amino acids. Gene Ontology annotation, cellular component: cytosol. NCBI's taxonomy places the organism in Eukaryota, Metazoa, Chordata, Lepidosauria, Squamata, Rhineuridae. The transcript has 9 exons. Gene Ontology annotation, biological process: cellular response to L-arginine; negative regulation of TORC1 signaling. Gene Ontology annotation, molecular function: arginine binding.
AGGCGGCGCCUCGGGUCGGCUUCCCCUAUAGCUGAGCGCCGGAGCUGGGCGCCGGCCUUGCUCGCGCCGCUGCUGCCGCUGCCUGCCCGAGCCGCGCGCUUCGGGCCUCCGCUGCCGCCGGCGCGAUGGACCUGCGGAUCCUGGAGUCCCGGGUGCGGGUGCUAAGCCUGGCCCGCGGCGGCCUCUGGCUUUACACGCACCCGCUGCUCAAGAUGCUGCUCCUGCCCCAGCGAAGCAGGUGCAAAUUCUUCAGCCUAACUGAGACUCCUGAAGACUAUACGAUCAUGUUGGACGAAGAAGGCUUUAAAGUUUUGUUUUUUGAACCCCAAAUCCUGGCUCUCCUCACUUCCCUUCCAGAGCUGCCCCCGUCUGAGUUCCUGCAAGUUGUGGAUUCUGCCUGGCUGGUGCUCAACGUCUCCUCCAACGGCAGUGCCCCAGCCAACAUCCAGCCUAUUGGGGUCACUAAGAUUGCCAAGUCCGUCAUUGCACCAUUGGCAGAGCACAACGUCUCGGUGUUAAUGCUCUCCACCUACCAGACAGACUUCAUCCUGGUGCGGGAAAAGGACCUCCCUGUCGUGAUCCACACACUGGCAGGCGAGUUUGAUAUUUACAAGGAGGUGAACGGGGAGCCGGUCCCCGCAAACUGUGAAGAUGUGAGCAAUGGGUUUCUCAAGCCAAAACAAGAGGUGAAUCCCACCGUCCACCCAGUGCAGAGUCCCCAGAACAGGUUCUGUAUCCUGAGCGUUGCCCCCGACUCCUUGCCAGCCAUUGCCACCAUCCUCAUUGAUGUCCUGUUCUACUCGUGCAGCCCUCCAAAGGAAACCACUUCAGCCAGCCAAGACCUUGACUCCAUUACGUUCUUUGCCUUUUCGCUGAUUGAGGGCUACAUCUCCAUUGUCAUGGAUGCGGAGACGAAGAAAAAAUUCCCCAGUGAUCUCCUGCUGACCAGCUCCUCAGGGGAGCUCUGGAGGAUGGUGAGGAUUGGUGGGCAGCCCCUGGGAUUUGACGAAUGUGGGAUUGUGGCUCAGAUUGCUGAACCUCUGGCUGACGCAGACAUCUCCGCAUACUACAUCAGCACCUUCAAUUUCGACCAUGCCUUGGUUCCAGAGGAUGGCAUUGAUAACGUCAUUGAAGUGCUUCAGAAACGACAGGAGAGUGGGAGAUAGCUCCUCGGUCUCUCUCAGCAUCUUCAGUGCCUACUUAAGCAUGCAAGCUGAGUGGAUCCUUGUCCCAGGACGCCUGUUCCCUGAAGCAAGGCAGUGACACCCACAGCAAUUGACUCUGCACAAAGCUGACAGCGUGUCUCCAACCAGCUGCUGGGGGGGGGGGAGUUGUUGCUGUUUGCUCCCAGCAGGGGGAAGUCUUGUGCCUUCUUUCUAAAUACUCCCUCAGAACUGGUUGGGUUGCGAUUGCCUGGGGCUGACUUCAGUAUUCUCAAAGCCCCCCUCUGCUAGCCUUCCAGACCUAUUGUUUGGUCCUCCGCCCUGCUGAAGGUGGAGCCAAGGAGAGCAAUGUUUCCCCCAGUAGUCCGCUGGCAGGAGAUUCCUCUCUCUGUUUUUGCACAUUUCCUGAGCUUUCCCAGUUGGAAGACAAGCCUGGAACUUUUUUUGUUUUCCUAAUUUGUUAGAAUUGCACAUAGUUCCCUAUAUUCUAGGGUUGAGGGUUUUUUUUGUUGUGUUUUUUUAACGCACAGUUCUGAUUGGGAAAUACUGGGGCCGUUUCUUGUAGAAGUGGCUGGAUGAGUGAACUGGAGGUGAUUUAUAUUCCUUUUUGUCUCCCAUCAAAUUCCUGUUGGUAGGUCACUUGUUCAGUGGCUGUUUCCAGAGCCUUCUCGCACAAUCACCAAACCCUUUUUUAUCAGGGCGGUGCCGUCCGUUUAACAGUAUUAGGAUGAUGCAUUGGGGUAGCCAGCCUGGUGCCUGCCCAGAUGUUGCCGGACUCCAACCGCUGUCAUCCCUGAUCCAUUGGCCGUGCUAGCUGAGGCUGAUGGGAGUUGGAGUCCAGCAACAUCUGCAGGGCACCAGGUUGGCUACCCCCUUGCAUUAAUGGACAGGAAAUAAUAGUUGCCAAAUCUCCUGGGUGGGGAGAGGAACUUGAACAGAAAAUGCACCCUUAUUUGCUUUUUCUCCCCCCCCUCAUGGCCUUAAAGCCUUAGAGUGCCUUCUUGUGCUUUUAAAAAGCAUGAAAUUGAGAUAUUAUCCCAUUUCCUUUGGGCUAAGGGCAUAGAACAGGUUGCUAGCCUAUGGCAGGCUGUCAAGACUUUGAUAACAGCCCCAUCUAGGGUUGAUUUAUUCCUUUUUUGGCAGUGGGGGGCAGGGACAGACAGAGGGCAGCUGGCUCUUGUGAGUAGCAUAGUCACAGGGGGCACCCUAUAUCAGAGCUUCUUCUGCAGCAGGAUGGGGGGGGGAGUUAGAAAAUGGGUGGGUGGGGAUCCCAUGCUGAAGACUUUCCUGCUAACUUAAAAACAAACUAUCAGCCCAUUGCGGGGGAGAGGUCCUUGCUGAGCCAGGGAUGGGGAGAUUGUGGCCUCCCAGAUUUUGUUGGACUCCCAACUCCCAUCAGCACCAGCACUCAACGUGGCCAGAGGCCAGAGAUGAGGAUGGGAAUUGGAGUCCAUCAACAUCUGGAGGGCCACAGAUGUUCCUUAUCCCUUUUGUGGGGCUAAUUCUCCAGUCCCAGGGAGAAUCUUAUGUGGUGGUAGUGGUGGUGGUGGAUUCAAAAAUGUGAUUCCCUACCCAGAAAUUGCCUGCAGAAGCCACAUAGCCCCUUCUGUGCUCUCGUGCCCCCGGAGUUCUUUCCAACUUGUCUUGCUUCAUGUGUAGAUCCAGCUUGACAGUUUGGGUUGUGAGAGGAUUGGGGGUUAAAAACAACCACAAACCAGCAGCAGCCCCGCUCCAUGUUAGAAAAGAGGGUUGUCGAGAUCAUGCAACUCUUGGGUGCUAUCCCAGAUGGCAGAUGUUUGUAGGGAGUGUAGUGCCAAACCUCGGUUGUUGGGAUUCAUCUCAAGGAAAGGCCGGUUCUCAUUCUGUUCUCCAUUGGGGAAACCUUCAUGUUCCCCAUUAGAAGGCAGCCUCGUGAAAGCCGUCGAGGUUCCUGUGUGGUUCGCUGUCAGCUGUAAAGAACCUGCAGGGGAACCAGAGCGAGCUGAAGAACCCUGCCUCUCUUUCUGUUUCGGGUUUGUGUGUGUUGGGGAGAGCAGAAGUUCUUAAAGAGUGUGCCCCAGAAUCCGAGCCUUUGGCAAGUUCUCGGCCUUCCACAGGUGCUCGCAGGAUGACCUUUUUGAAGCCGCUUGAGUGCAGUCUGCCUUCUUGUGGUUGAUUCAGGAAAAAGCUGUGCGUCUGGAAUAACUGGAGCCUUUUGCUUUGCAAGAAAGGGAGCCUAUCCUGUGCAUUUGUCUUUUGUAAAGCAGAUUGCCUGGGUCUGGGCCUGCUAGGAAGAGGAACCCCUUUCUCCGGGAGAGGGCAGGGUUAGGUCCCACAGCUGUGUUGGGUUUCAGGCUUAUGUUAGGAAGAGCUUUAGAAAAAUAAAAACCUGUGGCUGACUGUCCUUUGCAUGCCUGGAUUUCCAUAGCUGCCAAGCGGAGAUGGAGCUGACUCUCUGGGCACUGCAAGUCUCAGCCCCACCUGUUGGCCAAGUGAUACGCAACCUGAGCUGCUCCUUCUUAACACUCUCCCUCUGCUUGCUCCCUUCCAGCUCUUUUGCCUGCCACAGGUGAAGGGGAUGUAGCAACAGUUGCUGAGCAACCCUGUCUUCCCUUUCUGUAGACCUGGUGAAUGGGCAGUCCAAGCUAGGCAGCCACAAAGUGGUGAUGGGAGCCGGGUAAGGUCACGGUUAGGUUUGCUGGGGUGCCGGUCCCAUUCGCCCUCUGGAUGGGUUGGCCCAGAAGACUCGGGACAGCCAGGGCAGAAGAUGGGCAGUUGCAGCUUAGGAUAGUUGGCACUCCUCUGGCAGAGCGAAGGAAGCUGAGAGCAGCAGUGCCUUUCUUAGAAAAUGUUUCAGUAUUUGAUAUGGGGAUGGGAAUCGGUGCAGUCAGACAGGCAAGUCACCUAACCUAUAUACCUCGAGAGAAAGAGAGAGUGUCAUAGGGGUUGCUAUGGCUUCCUGGUUUUCUGGUCUAAGGUGACUUACCCAGCUGAACUUCUUUUCAACGCUACUCAAAUGUAAACCAGCUUGUCUGCCGCAAGAAUCCAAAGUCCUAUGUACGUUUGUUUGUGUGUAAUUUUUGUGUGUGUGUGCAUAGUUUUUAAUUUUCUCAAUAAAGGUCAUUCUUUUUCCAAAAA